Dermacentor andersoni is the source of this 804-nucleotide messenger RNA. Its product is annotated as tigger transposable element-derived protein 6-like. Gene Ontology annotation, cellular component: nucleus. Lineage: Eukaryota; Metazoa; Arthropoda; Arachnida; Ixodida; Ixodidae. Gene Ontology annotation, molecular function: DNA binding. The record is from RefSeq and is a predicted model, not a curated record.
AUGACGCGUGAACUUUUCGCGAAGUGGCUGCUUGCUUGGGACUGCGAGCUUGUGCGCGAGGGUCGCAAAGUGUGCGUCCUUGUUGACAACUGUACCGCGCACAACACAGAUGUCGCACUCAAUAACAUUGAAGUUCGCUUUCUUCCACCUAACUCUACAGCCAAGCUGCAGCCUUUAGAUCAAGGCGUCAUCAGGGCCUUCAAGGCAGUUUAUAAGAGGAGACUGAUUGACACUCUUCUCGUGAAGCUUCGUAUGAAGCAAGACUUGAAGAUCGACCUGCUGGGAGCAAUCCAGAUGCUUAAAGCGGCGUGGGACAGUGUGAGAGGUGGAACGAUUGCCAACUGCUUUCGGCACGCAGGUUUUGUUCCACCAGAGGCCCAUGCAUCAAGUGACGAUGGUGACGAUCCCGACGAAGCAGAAGCAGAGCUCCGCGAGCUCGAUGAGGCCUGGAACGAUUUUUCGCGUUUUGUUGGUGACAUGCCCGCAACAAUGACUGUAGAAAACUUCGUAGGUGGCGACGACAUCUCAGCGACCACGGCUGUACUGACGGACGCCGAAAUCGCUGCGGAAGUCUCUGAACAUCCCGCAGACGAAGCUCAGGCUGACCCUGUAGACGAUGAGAACAUUCCGACUUCACAAGAAGCAUUUGCUGCGUUGGAUUUACUGCGCCGCCACUGCAGUGCUAUUGAGGCCAGUGGAUUUGCCCUUGUUGAGUGUUUGCAAACUGUGGAACAGGGCGUGAUAUGGAAUGCGAUGAACACCAAGAAGCAGGCCGCGAUAACGCAGUUCUUUGUGCGUAAAUAA